CAUUGAUUUAUUAUUGUUUGUAGAAUGUAGUAGGUAACUACCAAAAAACUAACUAGUUUCAACUUUCAAGUUUCAGUUUCAAGUUUAAUGUUAUUAUGUAUUUGAAAAGAGUUAACAAAUGAAUAGUUGUUUUAUUUUUUUGGUUUUAAUGAUUCGCAUACGGUUAAGCACAAUGACAUCACACUAUAAAUGCCGUUCUGGUGUAUAUCCCCGAUCUUCUGUUAAAAGGCUUAACGUUUCUGAUGAUAGAGUUUCUUGGGAUUCCGAAUUUAAAGAUUAUAAUCCACCUUAUUAUACUUCGGACUCAGUUAAGGGAAAGUCGUGGGCUGAUCCAGAAAUUGAUACCCCUAAUUUCAGCCCUAAAUGGAACCAGAUAGAGAGAGAUGUUAACAGAAAGAGUCAUAUGGGUCACUACAACAUAGUAAAUGGCUAUCCAUUGAACCCGACAGGACGGACAGGACUUCAGGGCAGAGGAGUCUUAGGACGCUGGGGGCCCAAUCAUGCUGCAGAUCCUAUUGUAACUCGUUGGAAAGAUGUUUCUAGAGAUAUUUUACAAUUUAUUGCUAUAAAAAGAGGUGAUACUGGAGAAUGGGCUUUGCCCGGUGGAAUGGUGAACCCUGGAGAAAAAGUUUUGACUGCUGCUAUUAGAGAAUUUCAAGAGGAAGCAAUGAACUCAUUUGAAGCUUCUGAAGCUGACAAAGAAAAUUGGAAAGAGAAGUUCAAAGACUUUUUCAGUAAAGGCAUUGAAAUCUACAGGGGAUAUGUAGAUGAUCCUCGUAAUACUGAUAAUGCUUGGAUGGAAACAAUAGCAUACAAUUUCCAUGAUGAAACAGGUGCAGUUGUGGGAAACAUUAAGCUUCAAGCCGGAGAUGAUGCCAUAGGUGUUCAAUGGGUUGAUAUCACUCCUGAUAUUAUCCUCUAUGCAAGCCAUAAAGACAUCAUAGACUCUGUUCUUAAUAAGCAUCAAAAAUGUUAAAUAAUUAACUGUUGUAUUGUGAUGAUCAUUUUAUCAAUAAAUAAAAAAAGUCUAUAUUCAGACAA
Molecule: messenger RNA, 1041 nt
Organism: Leptidea sinapis
Lineage: Eukaryota; Metazoa; Arthropoda; Insecta; Lepidoptera; Pieridae
Product: ADP-ribose pyrophosphatase, mitochondrial
Exons: 4
Coding region: 119-976 (285 amino acids)
Molecular function (GO): ADP-ribose diphosphatase activity
Source: RefSeq, a predicted model, not a curated record